Aspergillus puulaauensis is the source of this 360-nucleotide messenger RNA. RefSeq names its product mitochondrial 37S ribosomal protein uS13m. Gene Ontology annotation, biological process: translation. The coding region runs from base 1 to 360 and encodes 119 amino acids. Gene Ontology annotation, molecular function: RNA binding; structural constituent of ribosome. The transcript is spliced from 4 exons. The record is from RefSeq and is a predicted model, not a curated record. Gene Ontology annotation, cellular component: mitochondrion; ribosome; small ribosomal subunit. NCBI's taxonomy places the organism in Eukaryota, Fungi, Ascomycota, Eurotiomycetes, Eurotiales, Aspergillaceae.
AUGGUUUUCGUCCUAGGUGUCAACUUCCCGGAGCGCAAUCUGGUCCAGAAAUCACUUCAGAGUUUCUUUGGUGUCGGACCCCAAGUCUCAUCACGCAUAUUAUCCCGCUUCCACAUCCACCCAACAUGUCGGGUCGGCGAGCUGGCCAACAAACAGGUCCUUGAUCUUACGGCGGCACUCUCAGAUAUGAAAAUCGAAAACGAUCUUCGGAGAAAGAUUCUUGAUGAUAUCAAACGCCUGAAGGAGACGGGUACAUACCGUGGUCGGCGUCAUGCGUUGGGAUUGCCAGCUAGAGGCCAGAAGACGAGAACACAGACUAAAACCGCGAUUAAGCUCAACCGUAUGGAGCGACGACUUUGA